AUGCUGGUGGAAGUUGUCCGCACGAGGGGCAGUGGGUGUGAGAUCGACACGAGUGGGGACAUUGGGGUGCUGACCGAGCGCCUCCUAGCAGCAGAGAAGAGCAUAGUCGCUGUAGGAGCCUCUCGUGGUGACCCUCGUGCCCCUGUCUUUGAGGGGUGCUCCCCCUCUCCUCUCUUGCCCUCUGAUGCCUCUGCUGCUGCGGCCGACCUCGUGGUCUUGAGUCGGUCGGUGCGGCGUCUGCCCCUAGCGAGAGACGCCGCACUGGCAAGGGCAAGGGGGGCAGGGGCGCUGGAGGAGCUAGCGGGGGCGGUGGAGGCGGCGGUGGAGGCAGCGGAGGGGGUGGGGGUGGCGGUGGGGGUGGUGGCGGGGGUGGGGGCGUCGGUGGCGGUAGUGGAGGCGGAGGCGGCGGCGGUGGUGGCGGUGGGAGCGGAGGUGGCGGAGGUGGCGCCGGUGGAGGUGGCGGCGGUGGAGGAGGCGGCGGCGGAGGAGGUGGAGCUGGUCGGGGUGGCGCUGCGCAGAGGGUCGGCUCCGGUGGUGGUCAGCGCCAGCAGCAGCAGCAGCAGCACCAGCAGCAACGUACUCGUGAGCCGUGCGACCGCACGGGUGAGCCGUGCGGGGGUGCGCACUCCACCAAGCGCUGCUUUGGCCGCCUGA
Messenger RNA from Closterium sp. NIES-65, 654 nucleotides. NCBI's taxonomy places the organism in Eukaryota, Viridiplantae, Streptophyta, Zygnematophyceae, Desmidiales, Closteriaceae. The record is from the annotation of a GenBank genome assembly.